Lolium perenne is the source of this 3673-nucleotide messenger RNA. RefSeq lists its product as uncharacterized. Gene Ontology annotation, cellular component: nucleus. Gene Ontology annotation, molecular function: histone methyltransferase activity; protein binding; zinc ion binding. NCBI's taxonomy places the organism in Eukaryota, Viridiplantae, Streptophyta, Magnoliopsida, Poales, Poaceae. The record is from RefSeq and is a predicted model, not a curated record.
AUCAGGCGCAGAACCGAAUCCGAUCAUAAGCAAGUCCUACAAAAAAGGAAGGAAAGGCCCCGAAUUCGACCGAAAUCCGGAAUCACAUUACACCUCUGCAGAUUUGUAUCCUGCUCCCGCAUUCAACCGGGGACUAAAAUCGGAAGCAGAUCAUCAUCAUCAUCAACGCGAGGCCGCCGUCCGACUCAGCCAACCAACAACAAACCCCACCUCCCAUCCCACGUCCCGAGGCCGUCGCUCGGCGCGGUUCCCUCACCCAUCUCGGAUCCGCCCGACCUCACCGCCGCUCUCCCCCACCCACCAACCUCGCGCCGCGCCGCGCCAAGCCCAGGCCCAGGCCCGCCGCUUCUCCCCGGAAUCCCGGAGCCGACCGCGCGCCCUACCUCCGCCGCCGCCGCCGCAUCCAGGGGCCGAGGUUUGCGGGGCCAUGCCGAAGAAGAAGCCAGUGGCGGCGGGCCUGACGGAGCCGGCGGUGCCGCCCAGGGCGGCCAGCGGGCGGAGGUACAAGGCGCUCGUGCCGUGGCGCUUCCAGCCCGGCUUCGCCAGGCGCCAGGCCAACAUCCCCGCCGCCGCCGCCACGCCCAGAGGACUAAAAUCAGAAGCAUCUUCUGGUGCCAAGGGCUGCGGAUCCGCGCCAGCCAGGGGCGCGGGAGGCCAGGGGGAUCUCCAGCUGAGGCGAGGCACGCGCAGCGCAGCCGCCAAGGGCUCCGAUGGCGACAAGAUGGAGAGUGGCGAGUCGAUGACACGCAUAUUGGUCGUGGAUAGCUCCGAUGGCGGCAUUGUGGUCGUGGAUAGCCCCGACGGGGGCAAACUGGAGAAUGGUGCCGCAGAGGAUUGCCAGUCGAAGAGAGGCGCACUCGGUGAAGCUGCGAAGACCUCUGCUGUCAGCACCCCUCUCAGCGGUGCCGGAAGCGACAAGAGAGCCACUCGCAGUGCGGCCGCGAGGAGCUCCGAUGCGGGGAAAGUGGAGUCCGGCCCUCGCAGCGGUGCCGAAAUGGAUGGCCAGUUUAAGAGAGAGACACGCAGUGCGGCGGCGAAGAGCGCCAGUGGGGGGGAAAUGGAGAGCAGUGCUCACAGUGGCGCCAAAAAGGGUUGCCAGUCCAAGAGAGGCACAGACAGUGCGAUCGUGAAGAGCUCUAGUGGGGAGAAAUUGGUGAAUGGCGCUCAUGCCGGUGCCCAGAAGGAUGGCGGUGAGAUCUGCAUGUCCGAGGGCUCAGAGAAGUCCCAUGUGGACGAGAGUGUGACCGUGAAGAGCUCUAGUGGGGAGAAAUUGGAGAACAGCGCUCACGCUGUUGCCCAGAAGGAUUGCGGUGAGAUCUGCAUGUCCGAGGGCUCAAAGAAGUCUCAUGUGGAUGGGACUGCGACCGUGAAGAGCUCUAGUGGGGAGAAAUUGGAGAACGGCGCUCACGCCUUUGCCCAGAAGGAUGGCAGUGAGAUCUGCAUGUCUGAGGGCUCAAAGAAGUCUCAUGUGGACGGGAAUGCGACCGUGAAGAGCUCUAGUGGGGACAAAUUGGAGGACGGUGUUCACGCCGUUGCCCAGAAGGAUUGCGGUGAGAUCUGCAUACCCGAUGGCUCAAACAAGUCUCAUGUGAACAGGAGUGGGUUAAAGAGAAGCUGUUCUGCUGCAGAUCUUGUGGGGGAGGAGCCGGAGGGCACGGGAAACAGGGCUGCCAAGAAGUUCAAUGUAGCAGCCAAAGGGUGCAGCUCUGCUGGUCCUGUAGGCAAUGACAAUGUCAGUUAUUGCCGUAAGGGGCGGAAAGAAAUAGUGCCAUGGAGGUUCCAGAUUGGGUACAAGCGGUCAUUCUCGACAGCUUUCUGCUCCAAUGGUGGAUCUCCUGAAACUCCGGAAUACAGGGCUCAAGGCAGCUCAACACAGUGCACUUCAGGAACUAGGAGUACUGUGAGGUGCUACGCAAGUCCCCAUUCUGGUGUUAGAGUUUCAGCUGUGCGCAAUUUCUCCUCAGGGAAAGGUGAGAAGGAAACCAGGACUGCGUAUAAAAAGAUGAGAUCUGACAACAAUGAUCAUAAUCAGGGAAUGCCAGAAACUGGAGUUUCUUCUGCUAGGAAAACCGUCAUGACAAAUUUGCAGGAUUUUCAGUUAAUUUACAAGAAGCUUUUGCAUGAACUUGACAAGUCAAAGGAAGCACUUGACCUACAAGCUUACAAAAUCUUCAGAGACAGGUUCCCUGUACAAUAUGAUGAUAAGAGAUAUGUUGGCAAUGUGCCUGGAGUCCAUGUUGGUGAUAUCUUUCAUGUAAGGGUUGAGCUUUGUGUUGUCGGUCUUCAUCGCCCACACCGGAUAGGGAUUGAUCAUAUGAAGGACGCCAAUGGUACUUGUAUAGCUGUUAGCAUCGUGGCAUAUGCACGGUUUUCUGAUAUCAAGAAAAAUUUGGAUGCCUUGGUGUAUUCUGGAUCAACGACAGCUACAAUCAAUCAGAAGAUAGAUGGUACCAAUCUUGCACUGAAGAAGAGCAUGGAUACUAACACACCAGUCCGUGUUAUCCAUGGCUUCAGCACUAAGGGAAACGGCCAACGGAAGAUGCUUAUAUAUGGGGGUUUAUAUCUGGUUGAGAAAUACUGGAGGGAGAGAGAAAGCGAAGAUUGUUAUGUUUAUAUGUUCCGCCUGAGAAGAAUGGCAGGGCAGAAACAUAUUGACAUUGAAGAGAUUCUGAAAUCUGCACACACUGAACCAUAUGAUGGUGUUAUCAUGAAAGAUAUAUCCCAAGGGCUGGAGAGAAUCCCGAUACCUGUUGUAAACUCAAUAUCUGAUGAGUGCCCAAUGCCCUAUGUCUACAUGUCACGCCUGAAAUACCCUCGUAACUAUCAGCCAGCUCCUCCAGCAGGCUGUGCUUGUGUAGGUGGAUGUUCAGCCUCAAAACGGUGUGCUUGUGCAGCGAAAAAUGGUGGGGACAUCCCUUUCAAUGAUAAAGGCCGUAUUAUAGUAGCGAAGCCUCUUGUUUAUGAGUGUGGACCUUCUUGCAAGUGUCCUCCUACAUGUCAUAACAGAGUCGGUCAAAAAGGCAUGAAAUUUCGGCUGCAAAUCUUCAAGACCAAAUCAAUGGGUUGGGGCGUGAAAACCCUGGACUUUAUACCAUCUGGAAGCUUUGUUUGUGAAUAUAUUGGCGAAGUUUUGGAUGAUGAAGAGGCACAGAAAAGGAUGACUGAUGAGUACUUAUUUGCUAUAGGGCAUAACUAUUAUGAUGAAGCCCUUUGGGAGGGUCUGUCAAGAUCUAUACCCUCACUUCAGAAGGGUCCUGGUGAAGAUGAGGAUGCUGGUUUUGCUGUCGAUGCUUCAAAUAUGGGCAACUUUGCAAAAUUUAUCAACCAUAGUUGUUCACCCAACCUUUAUGCACAAAAUGUCCUCUAUGAUCAUGACGACAAGAGUGCGCCUCAUAUCAUGUUCUUUGCCUGUGAGGAUAUUCCACCCGGUCAAGAGCUAGCAUACCACUACAACUAUGCAAUUGACCAGGUUCAUGAUGCCAACGGUAACAUCAAGAAGAAGAAAUGCCUUUGUGGUUCUGUAGAGUGUGAUGGCUGGCUGUAUUAGGUUUAGAGUGUGAUGCCUUUGUGCCUCUAUGGAAGUUACUGUAUUAUCAUUCAUCCUUCUUCUAGCUUUCUGUAUGUCCAAUAAGUAUCAUCAUUUAGGCUUCAAAAGAGCGCAAGGUUUCCCUUA